This is a messenger RNA of Drosophila busckii, 2177 nucleotides long. Its product is annotated as coiled-coil domain-containing protein 102A. NCBI's taxonomy places the organism in Eukaryota, Metazoa, Arthropoda, Insecta, Diptera, Drosophilidae. The record is from RefSeq and is a predicted model, not a curated record.
UGGAAAAAGUGCAUUUCAGAAAAUGCAUUUGGUUUAACUCAAAUAAAAACGUUUAGCUAAUAGUUAUAAAAACGUUUAAGCUACAAAAUGUCACAGGUGACGUCGCAGACGACGCAAAGCGCUUCUGCGGUGCAAGCGAGCAGCAGACGUCUGCCAAACAAUGAUCCUAGUGUAUGCGUGGGCGGCUUCGGCGAUACGGAGUGGGAAGCUCGUGAGUCGCAGCGUCAACGGGAGUUACAUGAGGCGCGCGCUCGUGCGGCACAGAUGGAAAAGACUAUGAAGUGGUGGUCUGACUGCACUGCCAAUUGGCGUGAGAAAUGGAGUAAGGUGCGUAACGAGCGUAACAAGGCGCGCGAGGAAUCUAAGCAAUUGGGCAUCAAACUGGAGGUCGCCAUGAAGGAAACGCAUUCGCUAAAACGCGAGAAAAAUGAUCUGGAGCAGCAGAUAACGCAGCUCAAAAAGGAAAUGGAAAAGGUGCACACGCUGAUGAUGAUGAAGCAUGCCGGUCAAUUUCAUCGCGCCGAUACCAACGAGGAGGCGGAGGCCAAUAGACGCGAUGCCAACUGCUCGCCAGACAUUUCUUCAGAUGGCCUGAAAAAUGUAAAUAGUGAGGAUGGUCUGGUCACCAAGCUACCCAAUGAUGUGAAAGAUUUGGAUAUAGAAGAGUUUGCUUUGAAGGGCGCUAUGCCGAAACAUUUAAGCGAGCUGGACAAGGCGGCUGAAGAGAAACGCUUGAUACAGCAGCUGUCUAAAGAUGACUUUGAUGAGGAGUACUUUCUGCAAAAGAUAUCGAUGUUGCAAUUGCGUUUGGAUGAGGCACAAAAGACCCUGCAAUUGGAAAGAGAUGAAAAGCAUGAAUUGCAUAAAAACUUGGAGAAGAUAACAUUGGAGCUGCAGGAUGUGCGCAGCAGACAGGAAGAGCUGCGGUCUGCUAAGCAGGAUGCAGUGCGUGAGCUCUUGACGUUGCAGGAGCAACAUCGCGCGGAAAUGCGUAUUGAAAUUGGCGCACGUGAAAAUCUGGAGCGUCGGCUUGGCGAGCUGCGCACUGAGCUGGAGCAUUUGCAGGCAGAGAAUGCUACCGAAUGGGGCAAACGCGAACGUCUGGAGUCUGAAAAGUUAGCGCUAGAGCGCGACAAUAAAAAAUUACGUGCCGAGCUACGUGACUAUCAAGAGCGCUCGGAUCGUAAAUGUCGACCCAUGCAGUCCAAUGAUGUGGAGCUGCGCGCCUUGCAACAGGAACUCUCGGAUCGCAACAAGGAGAUUAGUGAAGUUAAGUUGUCGCAUGCUAAACUAAAAAAGCUGCUGGCUGAGUCCAACACUGAGCUGGGACAUGCGGUGCGCAGAGCUGAACAAUAUGAGGCAGAGGUAAAACGCCUCCGCCAACGAGUAGAGGAGCUAAAGCGUGAACUAGCUGGCGCUGAGGAUGAGCUGGAUUCGGCUGUUAACCAAGUGCGUCGACUGCAGCGCUCCAAUGAUGAGCUAGUGGGUCAAGCCGAAGGUCUGCAAGUGCAGCUGCAGCAUGUGCAAAACAGACGUGCGCCAAGUCCUCAGCUACGCGGCAUGGGGGGCGUGCAGUUGAGGAAUAAGAUUGCCGUUGAGCUGCCCAGCGAGUGCUUGCCGAACAUAAACGAUUUGCGUCAGAUCUUUGAUGAUACACACGCCGGCAUGCGGAGCUCUCACAAUGGCUGCGACACGGCUGCAGCGCAUCAUGCUGCGUCGGUUAAGCGCUCGAGUCACACGGAGCGCACGCUGUUGCAACAACAGCAAAGCAAUGCGGCAGCUGCGGCGGCGUUUUAUGAUGCCAAGACAACGCACUUUGAGGAGAAUAUAUUUGAGAGUAAAUCACGUAAUUUGGAGUUUGAGCGUGCCAAGCAAAAGUUUGACAAUCCACAUCAUCAUCACAAUCAUCAGCGGCAGCAACGUAGUGGCAAUCGUGCCAAUCUUGCGUUGCCGCUUAAGUGCAGCAACAAUGUCAACACUGCCAACAAGGACGAGCUCAACAGGCAGGUCUAUGAUCAGGAUCAGCUGAAUGCUGGCUAUGCACGCAAUAGCGUCAAUUUAGAUGGUCUUAAGGUAUCCGACGAUGAGACUCCGUAGUUAUGGCUCGACUAGUUUGCUGCUAGAGGAUGAAACCGAGGGAAACAGCGAUUGAGAGCUUGCUAGUUAUAUACGCAUAU